Messenger RNA from Gigantopelta aegis, 825 nucleotides. RefSeq lists its product as uncharacterized. The coding region runs from base 88 to 720 and encodes 210 amino acids. The transcript has 5 exons. NCBI's taxonomy places the organism in Eukaryota, Metazoa, Mollusca, Gastropoda, Neomphalida, Peltospiridae. The record is from RefSeq and is a predicted model, not a curated record.
CUCAGAUACCACUCAGCAGCGAAGUGAGUUUCGCCACACAUUUAGUAAAAUCUCGAACUAUACUGACCGGACAAAAACAGCUGGAUCAUGAUCUUGGCGUGGUUUGUGGGUUGUGUUUUCCUUUCAGAUGUAUCACUUGGUAAUGUGUUGUUCAGACGAGACGACUUUGAGUUGCAAGUCAACCUGACAACAGUAGGAGAAACACAGGAGCAUGACGGAAGUGGACAUCCUUUCUGCGACUCGCAUCCUCGUUGUGAAGCUAAAAUGAGGACCUUCAUGAAGAGUUUCUCGGAACCGGAUUUCACAGCGCUCGCCAAUUCUGAUUUUCUAGAUACGUUUUGCGCAGAUGAUUACCUAGGAGAUGCGUGUACAGGUACCGAUGUGUGCAAAGACGUAUUCGCCACCAGACAUCCUAACCCAAUUGUAUUCCUCAGAAAUUACUUUUGUGACAACAGGCAAGUACUAGAAUCAUCAGUGAACUGUUGGGAACACGGUCCCAUGCGAGAGGCAACAGAUCGUUGUACGGGAUCAGAUUUUAGUACUUUCACAACAUGCAACGGAUUCUAUAAAUUUCGGGCAUGCAUUCCCGACUACAUCGCCACUCGGAUUCCUGGAUGUAGCGACGUUCAAGCGACAUUUGUUCGAGGAUUCGUCGACGUCAUCAUCGACCCACCUGAAGAGAUGUGCACAUUCAUGGAAAGCAUGCAUCGAAAUGAAUGAAAGCAUUUUAGUCUCGUCGAUCUGGUAGCCAUUGUAGCCCAUUUUCCGCCAAUAUGGCCAUUUCGUGAUCAGUAAAAAAGAAAAUAAACGUACAUUUGCCCAGAA